CAUCAUCAAGCACGCGCACUCAGUUCACCAGCAAACAAAACGGGGAAGGCUGCUCUCAUCUCGGGUGCUAAAACGUCAUUCUUUUACUGACAAACAUCUGCUUUCAUUUCCCUUCAAGUGCAAGGUCUCGUCGUCGUCUGAAUGGCUGAGUCUUUAAGGAUAUUCUUAUUUUAUCCUUGUCUAUCGUUAAUUUUUCUCUCCGCUGGUCAUGAAGCUAAACGGUAGUUAGCAUAGCAGCGUCGCUACUCCUUGUAACUGGACAACAAAAAAGUGGCCUAAAAAAAAUUAUAAAUGGAAAAAACUUUCAAGACCAGCUCUUAGAUGUCUCUAAACCGUUAUAAGCCAGCAAAGGUCAAAAGGACGAAGCAACGGUGCUUUGAAGGGAACGAGAAGUACGUGUGGUGAGAAGUGAAAAGGCGAGAGGGGGAGAGCAGCAGCAGCUGGUCGGCAGCUAAAGUGAAAGAAAACACGUCACGGACAUCCCUGUGAUGGCAAACGAGCCGGUUAUUCUGAACGUCUAUGAUAUGUACUGGAUCAAUGAUUUCACUACCUCUCUGGGAAUUGGAGUCUUUCACUCAGGAAUUGAGAUCUAUGGCAGAGAGUUUGCCUAUGGAGGGCACCCUUAUCCCUUUUCAGGUAUUUUUGAGAUAACACCUGGUGAUGCAACAGAACUCGGAGAGACGUUCAAAUUUAAAGAAGCCAUUGUUUUGGGGAGUACAGACUUCACAGAAGAGGAUGUGGAGAGAAUUGUGGAGGAAAUGGGAAAGGAAUAUAAGGGUAACGCCUACCACCUUAUGCACAAGAACUGCAAUCAUUUUUCCUCUGCACUUUCAGAGAUCCUCUGUGGUCGAGAGAUCCCGCGCUGGGUGAACCGGCUGGCCUACUUCAGCUCUUGUGUGCCCUUUCUGCAGAGCUGUCUGCCAAAGGAGUGGUUGACACCGGCAGCACUGCAGUCCAGUGUUAGUCAGGAGCUCCAGGGAGAGCUGGAGGAGGCAGAGGACGCUGCAGCCUCUGCCUCAACGCCUUCCUAUGCCGUGGCACCUUUACCCAGACCAACCCGACACCAACCGCGCCGAUGAACGCUGCUGCCUUGAAUGACAGGCCAUCUCUGUUUAGAGCUGGACCACAGCUCCUGCUGCCAAUAGACCCCCCCACCCCCUUUCCUGACAGACUAGCAAUUCACCAGCGGAAUAGAUGAGCCCCACCCUCUGUGUUAACUGAUUUAUUUAAGUAUGCUCAAGUGACCAUUAUGGGCCUGAAAACAAUCAAACUUGUUUACUGUAAAACCUUACAUGAGUUUGGAAUUAUACUUUUUUUGGGCCUUUUAUGUUUUGUUUUAAAAACUCAGGACGUGAAUACUUUUUGAACAAUGCUCUGUUUAUUCACCUUUCUUUUUGUUGUUUUUUUUUUUUUAUGCUAUUUUUAGGGGUCGUUCACAGCGAAUGCGUAUUAAUGUCGGUCUUUACUGUUUUAAGUUUUUUCUAUGUAAACAUGCUAUGCGUUUGACCAUUCCACCAAAUCUCACUGUUUUUUCAUAGUCUUGCAUUAAUAAGACGACGUGUCAAGUUAGUAAAAACACACCUCGAGACACCUGCAUUCUGUUUCAUUCUUUGCGCAAAGUUUUGGUUUUUUUAGUGCAAGUACGUGUUUGGUCUGAACGGCCCCUUACGCUGGAGUUGCUCGAUGGCCUUUUUCCCCUCAUUCCUACAGAAAGCGCCUAGUCAGUGAAUAUGACAUUUUUUAAGGAGAACAUUUGUUUACAGAUUUCUUGUUACAAUCCAUAUAUGAUUGUGUUGUGUGUGCUGAUUACAAAAGCCAAAUCUCCACACUUUUGUAAUGACAUACAUCCUACACUAUGGUGACUGUGCCUGAAGAUUUUUAUUGUUAUGUGCUAAAGAGAGCUCUGCACUCUGUCUCUAACUGUUUGGUCUGCUAUGAGUGGCAGACUUCUUAUCCUACGAAACUUUCCUCAGAUGUUUUACACCUUUUUAGUUUUUAGAGUCUUCUAUGUAUUUGAGACAACAUUUGUAUUCCAUUUUAUGAUUAUUAAAGAAAAUAUACAACUUUCUGUCCUCAAAUCUAGAGUUAAUCCUGGA
This is a messenger RNA of Xyrauchen texanus (razorback sucker), 2096 nucleotides long. Its product is annotated as deubiquitinase DESI2. Lineage: Eukaryota; Metazoa; Chordata; Actinopteri; Cypriniformes; Catostomidae. The coding region runs from base 489 to 1079 and encodes 196 amino acids. The transcript has 5 exons. Gene Ontology annotation, biological process: protein deubiquitination. Gene Ontology annotation, molecular function: deubiquitinase activity. The record is from RefSeq and is a predicted model, not a curated record.